UCGGAGAAGAUAAACAAAAAGGAAGGAAGCCUUCGGCCACACAGUCGCGGCAAAAUCGGUUCAAAAUUUUAGGUUACAAGGCACAGUUACUGACUACAUGUGCUCUUUAAUUGUUUAGAUAAUUAACAAUAGGCGUUCACCAUCAUGGACGACGCAAUAAUAUUCCGUAUGAGCGCAUUUUCCGAGCAAGGGGGGAGGAAAUACAUGGAGGAUGUUGUCGAGAUAAGGAUCGAGUACGAGCCGACGGCGACGCCAGUCGAAGAUUAUCCAAAGUCGCAGAGACAUGGAGGACAGGGAAAAACGGAGAGUGAACCCACCAAACAGACUGAAAAUGAGACACAUGAGCAUGACGUUGCUGCCCACUCCGGUCCAGCUUCUGCAAUGUGGGUGGAGAGUCUAUCAAACGAGGACAGCGGCAACGACAGUGCACCGGCAUCAGACGAAAAAGUCGCAGAGCACGUAGUCGAUACUCGUAAGUCUGUGGCGUUUUUCGCUGUUUUCGAUGGUCACGGCGGUCGGGAAGCUGCGCAUUUCGCACAGGAAAAUCUGUGGGAUUUGUUGAAAAGGCAGCGGGGAUUUUGGUCGAAGGAUCACAAUGAAGUGUGUGCUGCUCUUCGGAAAGGCUUCAUCGCCUGUCAUCAUGCAAUGUGGAAAGAGCUACCGGAGUGGCCAAAGACUAUUACUGGCCUGCCCAGUACAUCAGGCACCACAGCCAGCGUGAUUGUGAUCCGUGGAGUUCACAUGUAUGUUGCCCAUGUAGGGGAUUCAGCAGUAGUGGUUGGAGUGAAAGAAAAUGACUCUGAUAUCACACUCCAGGCACUUGAAGUAACACAAGACCAUAAACCUGAACUUCCUAAAGAAAAAGAAAGGAUUGAACGACUGGGUGGCAGUGUGAUGAAAAAAUCUGGGGUGAACCGUGUUGUGUGGAAGAGGCCCAGACUGACCCAUAACGGCCCUGUGAGGAGAAGUACCGUCAUUGACCAGAUCCCCUUCCUGGCUGUGGCCCGAUCCCUCGGUGAUCUCUGGAGCUAUGAUUUCUACAGUGGGGAAUUUGUGGUUUCUCCAGAGCCUGAUACCACUGUGAUGACCCUUGACCCCAAACGGCACCGCUACAUCAUCCUCGGCAGUGAUGGACUAUGGAAUAUGAUGCCUCCCAAGAAUGCUGUUAACAUGUGUUAUAGCCACGACAAAAUGGUGGGACCAAAGGGAAUGUCCUGCGCUCGCCGACUGGGAUGCACAGCGCUGCUGUUUUGGAAAGAACGCAUGCUCCGUGCAGACAACACAACAGUUAUCGUCCUGGCCCUGCAGGAGCGCGGAGGACCACCUAUCCCUAUGCAUCGAGAUGAGAUUGUUGUUGACAUGGCUACUGGAAUUGACCAUGUUCCAUACCCUGGAACCCCUUAUAACACGUGUGAGGUCCCAAAGCGGAGUGAUGCAGUGAAUGCUCCCUCCCCAUUCAGAGAAAGUUCCACAUCUCUGGAGCAGGCAUUUGGGCUGUAUGAAGCAGCUUUCUGUGCCACCGCACAGCUCUUACCUGACAUUGACUCUGUGAGGGCCUCACAGCCCCCCUCAGACGGUUCAGAGAAUGUGUUCGAAAAGCAGGACUCGACAACCCAAAUGGACUGUGGUACUUCUGCUCCUCCGUUAAAGAGGUCUCGCCGUUCACCGCACACACCCCCCGAACUUGAACGUCCUCACCGUCGGCUUGGCCGGCCCCCCAACAAAGGUUUGCCCCAGAAGACACCUCAUAGCAAAGCACCAAGUGAACAGUCCCAUCAGACUCGUGCUCAGAAAAGAGAAAGAAGCUCUUCUGAGGAACGCAGCGUCCUUUCAGAGCACCACAACUCUGCCUUGUGUGUGUGCUGAAUCUUGUCUAUAGACUAGAAGGAAAAUCUGCAUCAUGUCUACUUUGCUUACGUACCAGGUGUGCCACAGGCCUAUUCCUAGAUGUAUACUUUUAUACAACAUCCUUGUUUUUGUACAUAUGUGAGAAAUUUGAGAUUGUAAAUGUGUUGAUGUUUUAACCUUUUAACCUCUCGCUCUUCCUCCUGCCCCCUCUUUAAAUUUGAGUGUUCGAAAAUUGAAAAUUUACAUUUUAGAUUUGUUCAAGCUAAACAAUCUAUUUUCAUACUUAUAAGUAUGUACAGUAUAUCCAAAAGAUAUAUUUUAAAAAAGAUGCAUCACUACAAUCUGACAUGGCAUCAGCUCACCAGAAUUGUGAUGCAUGUAAUCUUCCAGCCAAGACUUUUAUGAAUUGAAUUAACUAUUUUAGAUUGUUUUGACUUGUUGGAGGCUACAACAUGUCUUUCCUUGGGUAGGGUUAAUAUCUCAGACCACGUUUUUGGCAUCUUUCCUCUGAGAUGAAAUAUGCUACUAUUGUUGAUGGUUAGUUUUCAUCUCAUAUUGUUUAACUGCAAUGGAAGCCCCUUCUAGAAAUAAUAGUGCAGGGUGCAAAAAAUGGAGAGAAACAGACAAGCAUUGGUCUGAGGUAAUUAAUGCGGGUAUUGAUUCUAAGUUUGCAUUAUUUGUUUUGUGUGUCUGUCAGUGACUAAUUAUGUACUGUCGUGAUCACAAUUGUUACUGAGCUAAUUGGUGAAUUUUAUGUAUAGCUUGUGAAGAGGUGUUAAAGGGUCAGUUCACCUAGAUCAGAAAAAAAUCCAUUGUACAUUCUCUUUUUAACUAUAGUGGUAUUUAUCCAUAGGCAUAGAUGUGUGUGAUUUGAGUGAAUUGACCCUUUAAUGAUACUUACUUUUUUCUUUUUUUUUUUUUCUUUUUUCUUUUUUUUUUUUUGAAUAGUCAUAUUGUUCCAUUCCAAGCGCCUCCAUUUUUCAUCUGAAUCCUUGGGCCUUUCUCUAAGUACAUUUGUUUAAGUAGUGGAAGCAGAAAUACAGGUUUUUAGCUGUAUUGUGUGUCUGCAUAGUGUAAAAGCCAGGAUUUACCUGUACCUCAGUGAGACGUGGGUUUGAGUCUGUCUUGCCCUUGAUGUUAUUUUUAAGUGUCCACAAGGCACUAUCACAGUUCAAACAUGUCUUCCACUUUUUUCUCAUAUGGUUUGAAUCUGUAACUUGUGUUUUAAUCCACACAUAAAACACUUCAUAGUAUGUAUAUUAAAUACAGUAAGUGCCCGAUUCAUGGUGAAGGUUCUAACUUGUGUUAAUAUGGCAGCUCACUUACUGUUCUAGCUGAUUUGUUUGCCUUAUUUUUUUUACACAAGAGUGUCAUGGUUGCCUUAGCAUGCAUGAGUUGGAGGUGCUUUUGACCCAAACAGGUGAGAAUCUCUAGGAUAUGUCAUCCUAAGUGUGGCCAUGGCCCAGCCUCAACCAUCUUAUCAUGCACCUUCAGUUCUCCACCAGUGUCAUUCUACCAUUCACACUGCAGCAUACUAAACCUGCUCCAUGUGGUUAAUGUUUUCCAAUUAUACAGCAGAGCAGUCAGUUCAUUUUUGUACAGUACGUCAGUAUGCAAUAGAAGUUUGUACAGUACAUUAUUAUGCAAAGUAAUUGUAUUUCAGGAGUCUGGCAUGCUCAGAUCUACUCUGUAUGUUGUGAAGUGUCCAGAGGUAAUGGAUGUUAAUGAGCAUGUGGUGUGUUUUAAAAAUUACAAUACUUGGUACUUGGGUCUGGCUCCAUAUCCACUGCAGCCAGUUUUCAGGUCUAACUGUAUACCUUACAUGCUAUGACAGUGACUGGAUAUAUAAUGUCUGUGUGUUGUAAUAAAGUUCUCAUUUUUCAA
Lates calcarifer (barramundi perch) is the source of this 3732-nucleotide messenger RNA. Its product is annotated as protein phosphatase 1D. Gene Ontology annotation, molecular function: cation binding; mitogen-activated protein kinase binding; protein serine/threonine phosphatase activity. Bases 145 to 1866 code for a protein of 573 amino acids. The record is from RefSeq and is a predicted model, not a curated record. Gene Ontology annotation, biological process: protein dephosphorylation. The transcript is spliced from 6 exons. Gene Ontology annotation, cellular component: cytosol; nucleus. Lineage: Eukaryota; Metazoa; Chordata; Actinopteri; Centropomidae.